AUGAUGAGACUAUACGUUUAUGGGAUGUUCAGACAGGAUAAUAAAAAAAUAAAUUAGGCCAUUUUUCUGGAAUCAAAUAAGUCUGUUUCUCUCCUGAUGGGAAUACUUUAGCAUCAGGUAGUUGGGAUAAAUCAAUACGGUUAUGGGAUGUUAAGACAGGAUAAUAAAAAAAUAAAUUAAUUAGUCAUACUAGCUAGGUAAAUUCAGUAUGUUUCUCUCCUGAUGGAAUUACUUUAGCCUCUGGUAAUAAUGAUUAGACUAUACGUUUAUGGGAUGUUAAGACAGGAUAAUAAAAAAAUAAAUUAGAUGGUCAUACUAAGGAAGUAUUGUCAGUUUGUUUCUCUCCUGAUGGAAAUACUUUAGCAUAUGGUAGUGAAGAUAAAUCAAUACGGCUAUGGGAUUUUUAGACAGAAUAAUAAAAAAAUGUAUUAGAUGGUCAUGAUUUUGCAGUUUACUCAGUUUGUUUCUCUCCUGAUGGAAAUACUUUAGCAUCUGGUGAUCGUAUUGGAUCUAUACGUUUAUGGAAUGUUAAGACAGGGUAAUAAAAAAAUAAAUUAAAUGGUCCUAUUCGUGCUGUCCUCUCGGUCUGUUGAUGGGAAUACUUUGGCAUCUGGUAGUUAUUUAGACUCUAUACUUUUAUGGGAUGUUAAGACAGGAUGUUGUAAAAAUAAAUUAGAUGGUCAUGAUGUUGCAGUUUACUCAGUCUGUUUCUCUCCUGAUGGAAAUACUUUAGCUUCUGGUAGUUGUGAUAAGUCUAUACGUUUAUGGGAUGUUAUGAUGGAAUAAUAAAAAAUUAAAUAGGAUGGUCAUGCUAAUACUGUCACCUCAAUCUGUUUUUCUCCUGAUGGAAAUACUUUAGCUUCUGGUAGUUAUGAUAAGUCUAUACGUUUAUGGGAUGUUAAGACAGGAUAAUAAAUAAAAAAAUUAGAUGGUCAUAGUGAAUAUGUAAUCUCAGUUUGUUUUUCUUUUGAUGGAAAUAUUUUAGCAUCUGGUAGUGAAGAUAAUUCUAUACGUUUAUGGGAUGUUUACAAAUAAUUAAAGUAUAUUUUGCUUUAUAAAAGAUUAGGUAAAAGUUGCUUUUGGAAAUAAAACAAAAUUUUAUAAGUGUAAAAAGAAUUUUGAAAUUAUUUUGGGAACAUAUUUAUUUUAGUAAAAUUUCCUAAAAGUUGAAGACUAUAUUUGUUCUAUAAAAACUCAUACUAAUUAUUUCUUAAAGUUUCAAAUUACCCCUUUAAUCCAUUAAAUAUUAUUAUAGGAAUAUUCAUCGAGAAUAUUGA
Paramecium sonneborni is the source of this 1277-nucleotide messenger RNA. NCBI's taxonomy places the organism in Eukaryota, Ciliophora, Oligohymenophorea, Peniculida, Parameciidae. The record is from the annotation of a GenBank genome assembly.